GUGGCAGCAGUGGCGGCGGCGGCGGUAGCAGCAGGGACAGCGAGGACAGCUUUGGCGGAAGCGGAGGCGCGUGCGAAGGCGCGGCAGUAGAGCUGCGGCGCCUGCUCAUGGCCAUGACGUAUUUGCUGAACAUCCUCAAUGUUGUCAGCGUUGGAUCGUCGCGCGAAUACCAGGAAGCUGCGGUCUCCGAACUGGCUACUGCGCUUGCUCAGAGCCAAGUGUUGGAGCACGCCGCGGCGGCGCUGCUGCGGCUGGCAGAUCACCUGCACACGCUGCCUGCCCCGGCUGCGGCGGCGGCCGGUGGCGACAGGGGCGGCGUCGAUGGGGGCAGCGGCGGCGCUGAUAGCAGCACCAGCGGCGCCGGAGGCGGGAGCGGCGGCUCGGCCGGGCGGCGCUCGCACCCGGUCCACCCCCCCGGAAACAUAGCCGUCCGCUCACCACCUGACCUUGCAGCCACGGCGGAGGAGCUGUGGGGCCUUCACCAGCACGCGUCAGAAAGUUUGCUGUGCGUGAUCCAUGGUUUGGUCGCGGGCGCGUACCGCCCCUGGGAGUAUCUCAGCGCCAGUGUGGACCGGCAUCCGCAGCUCGGCCCGAUCGGCGAUUUUGCCCGCGCCACAGGACUAGACCCAGUGGCAAUGGCAGAUGACUUUCGCCGGGUGGUGGUCGGACCCGCCGUCCAGCUGUUCCUUCUGGCAUGCGUUGCGACCGCUGGUGCAAGUCCACAGCUGCUCACGGCCGAGCCAAUCCAAAUCCAAAUCCAAGUGCAGUCCCAGCAGCCGCAGCCGCCGGCGCUGCAGCUGAGGUGGACAAACCGCCCGCUGCAGCGGCACAAAAUGAUUGGGGCUACUGGUAAGGGGCCGUCCACCUUGGCAGCAGGUCUGCAGGCGGCUGCGCUGGCGCUGCAGGCGACGGUGAUGGGCGCCGGGCACGUGCUGCCGUUUGCGCAGCCGCCGUACGGACAUCAACCCGGUGCGCAUCCCCGGCAGCGCCCGGCGCACCUGUCCCCCUUCACCUCCUCGCCAGUGUGUGUGUUUGACAUUGUGGCACGUACCUGCGACGCGGUGCUGGCUUCGGUGCUCGGGGACUCGGCGGCAACAGCUGCUGGCGGCAGUAGCAGCGCCGGCGCCAGUAGCAAUGCAGGUGGCGGCAGCGGCGGUGGUGGCAGCUACAGCGAUGACGGCGUUGGCAGGAAGGUCCAUAGCAUUUUGCACCCCCUGCGACUGCUGGUGCGGCUGCUGCCGGAGCUGCGGCCGCGUCAGGCGGCGGCGCGGCUGCCGGGACUGUGGCGGCUGCUUGCGGCAGUGCUGCCGCUGCUGCUCGCAGUGCCCCCCCAACAAGAUCUCGUGCUUGACAGUGUCAGCCUGGUAAACGAUGCAAGCCUGCUAUUGCGGCUGCGACUGAACGAAUUUGGAGUGGUCCUGCCGCCGCCAGAAUGGCUGCCGCGGCAGUCGCCAGUGCCGGUGCAGCAGCCGCGGGAAGGUACACACGGCGACAGCAGCGCGGAUCCUGAUGCACCAUCCAAGGCGCAUGCAGGAGCAACAGCAGCAGGCGGCUACAGCGACAGCCUUUGGUUUGCUCUGGACGCGGGGCUGCUGCCGGCGCUGGAGCAGCUGCUGCGAACGGCCUUUGCCGCCCACGCGGCGGAGGAAAGAGCAGGUGCGCCGGCAGCGGCGGGGGCAGGCACAGUGGCGGUGGCAGCAGGCGCACAGGCAGCGGCAAGCUCAGCAGCGGCUGCAGGCACAGCAGGGGCAGCAGAGCCAGUGGGGAUGUCAGGCUCUCGGAGCAGGGCUGAGGAGCGCGUAAUGGCGGCGAUGUACAUCGCCGGCUCCCUGCUGCUUGCUUCAGGCGUGUUUCCGGCGGUGCUGACGCACGCGAACAUGAGCGAGGUGGUGCCUUUGCUGGCGACCCUGUGCGGCGUGCUGCGGCAGCUGGCCACCCCGGGUGGCGACGUGAAGCUCCACUCUGUACCGCGCCUGGGUGUUGCGGUGGCCCUGCGCAAGCAGGACGUGCAGGCCUCCGCGGCGUGUUACUGGAAGCUGGUGUUGGGGUCCUUGAUCGAGCAGGUGCAAAGCGUGUUGGAUGCGGCUGGAGAGGAGGGCACAGGCCUGGCAACUGCGGAGUCCCAGCAGCAGCAGGCACAGCAGCCGGAGCAACAGCCGGCCGGUGCUCCAGCGGAUGCUCAGGCCGCCGCUACUGCUUCUGCUGCUACAGCUGCUACUGCCCGCAACACCGUCCCAGAUGGCGGCGACGAGCCGCCCACCAUCAACAAGUGGCUACAGCCGGCUCACGUCAGCCGCGCCUGGAUGCUGGCGGCAGCGGCGGGGGGGCUGCCGGUACCCCGCUCGUGGGAGUGGAAGUGGUUGGCAUCGCUGAGCGGCAUGUUCGCACUCUGGGCGCUGCCGGCGAUAUGCACCACGGCGCCGGAUGCCAAACUGGCCAUGCCCAUCGCAGCGCUGGACGUUGCCAUGUCCUUGCUGUCAGCACAGCUCCACGCGCAAAGGAGCCUGCUGGUGGCGUUCAUGAGGUACAACACGGUCGCUACUGCCCUGCAGGCCGGGGUUGACGCUGGCGGCACACCUGCCAGCAGUAGCAGCGGCGGAGGCAGCCACCGCGAUCGGAAGGGCGAGCGGCGGGAGUUGUACACACUAGCGCACCAGCAAGAGGCGCUGGCGAACUUGCAUGAGUGGAUAGCUUAUUGCCAGUCGACCGGCACGGUCCUUCUAUAUGCGGAGUGUGUUGCGCAUGUGCGACGUGCUGCCAUGAUCGGCGACGUGUACAACGGACGCCGUGGGGUGCACGCAAGCGGUGGCCCGCCAGAGGUGGCGGUGCAUCCUGCUGUACACGGAGGCGCAUUGUCGCCAGCGGCGGCGGCUGCGGGCGCAUCGAGACGACCCGCGCCCGCGGUGGCGGCAGCGGCAGCGGCUGAAGUUUGCGAGCAGCAUGCCAGUGCGACGACGGCAGCUGCAGCUUGCAAGGGCCACACGGGUGCCGGCGCCGGUGCCGGCGGCAGCAGCAGCAGGGGCGUCGGCGGGAGCGGCGCCGGUAGCAGCGGUGGCAGCAGUGCGAUGCCUAGCUUGUCCAUCGGCGGUCCCGUGCGGCACCUGUCGGAUGGUGAGCAGCAGGCGGUGGCGCGGGCGAUGCUGGAUGUCCUCGAGGUGGAGGCGGCGUGCCUGCCGUGGAUGCGACUCGGCAAGAUAUCCCAUGACUGCCCCGAGCACCGCCUGCCCUUCCUGAUGAUGCCGCCUGAUGCCCUGGAGCUCCUCGACCGCGGUGAUGAGCGGCCCUGGCUGAAGCCGUUCCUGCUGCCGGGCCCGAAUGACGGGACCUGGGGCCGGCUGUGGCUAAAGGUGGCGGCGCCGCCGCGGCCGCUGACGUCGGAGGAGGUGGCGGCUGCGUCGGCGGCAUAUCCGGAGCUGGUCAGGCAGGUGUGUGCGCGGCACAUGCCAAGUAACUGCGACCAGUCGUUCUCGACGCAGAUACCCGGGCGGCUUGCGUGUGGCUUCUUGGAGUGCGACAGCCAGCAGCUUGCGGGGCACGAGGCGGACCUGGACGAGGCGGCGCAGGCAGACGAGGGCUGUGCGGGUGGUGGCGCGAACGGCAGCGCGGGUGGCAGCGGGGGCGCGGGUGGCAGUGGCGAUGGCAGCCAUCGCGCGUCGUGGGGCGCGGCGGCGGCGGCGGCCGCGGCUGCCCCGAGGAUCUGCGGCAAUCCCGCCUGUCGCAACCUGGACGGCCCCAGCGCGCUCAUCCCGCCCGGGGCAGGGAAGACGUGUGCGCGCUGCCGCAUGGUCACCUACUGCUGCGGCGCGUGCCAGCUGGCGCACUGGCGCGAGGGGCGCCAUGGAGAGGUCUGCCCGCUCCUGGCUCAGCUGCGGCAGCUGCGGGAGCGGAGCAGCGCUGCGCCGGGCGAGGGUGAAGCGGCGGCGGAGGGGGUCGCUGAACAAGCGUCACGCUGAGGCAGCCUCCUGUAGGAGAUAGAGCAAUGGGGCGGGAAGGCCCGAUAAAUGCUAUCUGAAAUGUUUUGGGGUUGCAGCUUGGAGGGAAUUCGGUGUGCUCUUGAGGUGCUUGAGUUGUUGUCAUCUGUGUCUGAGUGUCAUGUUCGUCUGCAUACGUGCCAUGGCGAUAGGGCACUGCCGGUGCGAAGCGGCUGAGGGGCCCUGCACGAAGUCGUGGCAGGCACAGGCGCAGGGUAGAGGCGUGUGGUAGGGGUGUGCGGAGACGUUUGAGCUCACGGCUUCCGCGGAAGUAGUACAAGCGUUACUAGGGAGUGACAUGUAGCGAUUACACAUGAAGGAACGCAUGUACGGGUGCAUGUCAAGGGUGGCGGACGUGUGUGUGAGUUUGUGUGUGGGCAUGUUCAACCGGGGAUGGUGGCGGCACAGGGCAUCUGCCGUUUUUGUACAACGCUAUUGCACAUGACAUUCACUGCUGUAAUAAAUGAACAUU
Chlamydomonas reinhardtii is the source of this 4443-nucleotide messenger RNA. RefSeq lists its product as uncharacterized. Gene Ontology annotation, molecular function: kinase activity. The coding region runs from base 108 to 3953 and encodes 1281 amino acids. The record is from RefSeq and is a predicted model, not a curated record. Lineage: Eukaryota; Viridiplantae; Chlorophyta; Chlorophyceae; Chlamydomonadales; Chlamydomonadaceae. The transcript has a single exon.